This is a messenger RNA of Trichoderma virens Gv29-8, 1017 nucleotides long. RefSeq lists its product as uncharacterized. The transcript is spliced from 2 exons. The annotation marks the transcript as partial. Lineage: Eukaryota; Fungi; Ascomycota; Sordariomycetes; Hypocreales; Hypocreaceae. The record is from RefSeq and is a predicted model, not a curated record.
GCUGCGGAUGGUUUUCCCACACCCAGUGCUCAGCAGCUCAGGUCGAUUUCUGAGACUGCCGAUGGCUCUCUCUCAAACGCCCCUCCGCCAGCCACCCUUGCCGACAGCACCCUUCAGUCACUCCAGGUCAUCGCCUUCAACGAGGAAUUCGAAGUUGCCUACUUCCAGUCUCUUCUCGCCAACGUCACGACUGGUGUCCCCGGCUAUGAGACAUGGAAGGGCUAUGGCAAGGCUGAGCUGGAGAAGAUCCUCAAGGUUAUCAUUGCUCAAGAAGAGCUCCACGCGCUCAAUGCGCUCAACGCCUUGAACAAGUUCAAGAAGCUUGCUCCUCUGCCUUGCAAAUACCACUUCCCGACCACCAACAUCCAUGACGCCAUUGCCGUAGCUGAGGCUUUUACCGCUGUCGUCAUGGGCACUCUUCAAGACGUCAGCCAGGCUGCCGCCGCAGCUGGUGAUGCCGGUAUCGUGCGAGGUGUGGCUUCCGUUAUCGGUCAGGAGGGCGAGCAGAAUGGCUUUUACCGCACUCUCCUCGGCGCUGUCCCCUCUGAGAAGCCAUUCUUGACUACCAACGUCGGCCCGUUUGCUUAUUCGUUCCUCAACAACAACUUCAUUGUUCCCAACUCGUGCCCCUUUGACGUCAACGCUCUUGGUGUCCCCAUCUUCACUCAGCUCAAUGUCGAGGGUGGUUCUGCUGCUCUUGCCGUCAAGCCCGAUGACCAGUGGUUCAACUACAGUGCCGAUCUUAGCUCUGUUAAGAACGCCGCCAAGUUCAGCAACGGCAAUGGAGAAGGUCUUUUCAUCACCUACUUCAGCGGCCAGUUGCUCCCCAUCAGCGUUCCCGUCAAGGACUUCAAGUGGAACGGUGGCAAGGUCUCAUUCAAGGCUUUCUUCCCCUUUGAAGAGAACAUCAUGUUCGGCCUGUCUAUCGCUGCUUUGACCGAUGGUAACAACUUUACCAACCCCGAUGCUGUCCCUGCCGCGACACUGGCCGCCCCCGCUAUCAUCAACGUCAACGAU